GUUUUUCCUCUUUUUCUUAAAGAAUUUUCUCCUUGCCUCGUAAUGUCCCUCACCACCAAUUUUCUCUUCGCCAUCACCCCUCCGUCCUCGUCCUCGUCCUCAUCGAUGUCCUCAACCCGUAAUACUAAUCCUAAUACCACAUCACGGCCACGGCGACGAAGACCGAAGGGUCUGUGGAAGGCACGCGUGACAUUUACAGUAACAGAAGCACGUUUUCUCAAUCUACCCCAUCCCCAUCCCCAUCCCCAUUAUCGCCCGUACCCCACCGACGACCUCCAUCGACAUCGGUCGUCGCCGCGACGGAUUUGGGACGAUCACUAUCACGACGCGGAUACUGACGAAGACGACGACGACGGCAUCUCGCGGUGUUCUUCCACGUCUACCUCUGCGACCUCUUUCACCAACAUCAACGACAACGACAACAAAAAACCUCGUCUUGGUUCGCCUGUAUCUGACGAGGAGAAUAAUAGUAUUUUUUUGUGGGGAGAUCAACAACACCACCUCCAGCCUUUCGUGUUACCCUCUGUAUCACGAGCACGCAUCAUGGACAUUUCUUCCCUCGCUACUGCAAUUGCUACCAGCUCAUCGGAGGGUAUCAAAUCUUCUACGGCUCUAUUCAACUAUGAAGAUUGGGAGGAUUUAAAAGACCUGUUCGCAUCUGCUGCUGAGCAGUACGAAACAGCAGAACCUUCAGAAGCUAUCCCUUUGAUAAGAGGUGUUAUACACGAAUGUCACCGUUUCCAAAAAGACUAUCAAGAUCCCUCUACGUUGUUUGCGAAUUCUACGGGAUCUCGAACGCAUUCUCCGAUUAGGACGCCUCCCGAGGAUUGGAGCCAGAAAAAUACUAGUCCUACUACAGCAUCGUCGGAGCGGAAGAAGUGUACUUGCCUGGAACUACCCACAGCGUUUCACAACAUCUUCGGCACCGCCUUAUUCUUGUUUGGGAAUCUAAUCGCUCAAGAUCCUUCACUCUGCUUACCUGGUGAACCCAACUCACCAAAUACGUAUUGGAUGGCAGCGCUGGAUGUGUUUGAGACGGGAGAGAAUUUGCCUACGCGGACGCAUGGGUUGGGAGCGUGUGAGGCGCCAGAGGAUUGGAGGAUGGCUAUUGUAUGGGGGAGGACGUUGGUGUGUCUUGCGGAUGAGAGGAUCGUUAGGGAUAGGGAUAAGGGGGAGGGGGAAGGGAGUGAGAGUGCGUCGAUGACGACAAGUUAUGGAGGUACAGCAGAGCCCGAAUGGGCACCCGACAGCCCGUUCAGUAUCAUCGCACAACGACGACCGCCUGUGACAGGACGAAUGUCGUUGAGGACAGCGAGUCCGAAUGAUCUGUUGAAGCUCGCGAUGGAUCAGUUUAGUAGAGGAAUAUUCCAUAUGCCCCAUCCGGAACAACAAGCGCCGGCCUCUGGGUCUUCGUUAUCGCAGCUGCAUCAUUUCUCUAGGGCGAAAGAGCUUUUCACGAUUGCUUCUGAGGUUCUUCUGGUGUCGGAGAAGCUGUCUGGGCCUGGUGAACGACGAUAUUGGGCUUCAUGGGCGGAUUCGGUGUUUGAUCAGAUGAAGAUGGAGUCUUCGUCGCCUUCAGCUGUGUAUGCUGAGAAGAUUGAUCAUGCGAGAGGGAGGUGUUGUUUGAUUGCAGGAACGGCGUUGGCUGAGGAAUUUGAGGAGGCAUUGGAGAGUGGGGAGAUGGAUGUGCUUGAUAGCGAGGAUGCGGAGGAGGCGAGAGAGAUAUUGACCGAGGGAGUAGGGUUCCUUGAGAGAGCUAGGAGGGGGAGGGAACAAGAAAAGAAAGAGAAAAGAAAGGCGACUCUUAAGAGGAAAAGGUCGGACACGGAGGAUGAUGAAUAUGGGGAUGGGAGUGGGAAGGUUGCGAGUGAAGAGUCGGAGGAUGAUGAAGAUGAUGAUUUGCAAGAUUUACUGGCAGAGGCGUUAUUGACGUUGGCCAAUCUGACUGGAGAUGAACAAAAGAGAGAAGAGCUGUACGCUAGGGCUGAAAAGGAGAGCAGGGGUGGACUGGGAAUGUAUCCAUGAAUUUUCGGGUUUCGGGUUUCGGGUUUCGGGUUUAUUCUGUUGACGUCAUGCAUGUAUCGUUAUCCGUUGUUGUCACGUUAUAUUUAUGAAGCUCUGUAUCAUUUGAAGGACGGUACGACGUGAAAAUGGGCCAGAAGUUACUGAUGGGCCAGACCCC
Marasmius oreades (fairy-ring Marasmius) is the source of this 2182-nucleotide messenger RNA. RefSeq lists its product as uncharacterized. Bases 43 to 2025 code for a protein of 660 amino acids. The record is from RefSeq and is a predicted model, not a curated record. NCBI's taxonomy places the organism in Eukaryota, Fungi, Basidiomycota, Agaricomycetes, Agaricales, Marasmiaceae. The transcript has 3 exons.